Messenger RNA from Parnassius apollo (apollo), 381 nucleotides. The record is from the annotation of a GenBank genome assembly. Lineage: Eukaryota; Metazoa; Arthropoda; Insecta; Lepidoptera; Papilionidae.
AUGAGUCCAAAAAGCUUUAAAUGUUCUAAAUGUAGCAAAACCGCGAAUGAUAAGAAGCUAUCAGUAAAUUGUGACUCCUGCAAGAUCAUUUUAUGUGGUGACUGUCAUGGAAUGACACCAACUGAAGUAAGAGUGUUCGAGUUAAAGACAAUAGCUCGAGUGGUUUCUUUCUUAUGUGUCGAUUGUAAGUCACUAAUGGCACAAAUACCAAAUAUAAUGAAACAACUGGAGGACCUUCCUAAAGAAGUACACCAUUUGCGAUUACGUCAAAACAUGCUUGUAACUGAAGGAGCAAUACAAGAAUUGGCUGAGCGCACUAAGAGAGCUAACAAUAUAAUAAUUUACGACGUACCAGAAUCAACCUCGGAUAAACCUUUAUAA